UGUCAGCAGCAGCAUCACCGAGCAGCAAACAGCAUCCAGGGAAACCCAGGAGAUAAACUAAAAGACUAAAAAACCACGUCUGUGCGUUCCUGCUCAACUCCUGAAGCUUCCUCCGACUGCAAAACAGGCACCAAACUGUGACACAAUGAAAGUGGCCGUUGUUUUUGUUCUGCUCUUCGCCACAGUUCUCUGCCGGCCGGCGAGAAAAGUCUCUGACAGCAGUUCAGAGAGCUCUGAAGAAGUGGUGAGGCGACCAGCACCUCCGGCUCUCAGGAAACAGGCUCUGGAGGCUCCUCAGCCUCGUGCAGCAGUUGUAGAGAAGGUUGCAGCAGCAGCAGCAGCCGGAUCAGAUGAGAGCGCAGAGAGUUCGGACGAGGACGAGGCGGCAGCUGAGGAAGCUCCAACUGAGGUCAGCUCUGACAGCACAGAUACAGCUUCAACCUCAGAUACAGCUUCAGUCAGCAGCAAGACCAGCGAAGACAGCGAUGAUGACGACGAUGAUGAAGCAGAGGAGAGCGAAACCGAGGAGGAAGAGGAGGAUGAGGAAUCCAGCAACAGCUCAGAGUCGGGUGAAUCCUCCACUGCUGCUCCGGCCACCAUCAUCCCCGUCAUUGUGACCGACGAGCCCCUGCCUGAAACCACCGCUGAGCCCCUCGAGCCUACCAUCGUCACUGACCCGGCCCGAGGAGACAACCUGGGAGGCUACCCCAGCGACUACAAGUCCAUCGUCUAUGUGGAGGACAAAUCCUACCACAAGCUCCCCGCCCCGUACAAGUCCUACGAGUUUGUCGGUGCAGGAAAGAAGAUGGCCUAUGACAUGACCGAUGGCAACGAGGUGGAGAAGUCUCUCAAGGUGUACAAGGUACAGGCUCUUCAGGUCCACUCUGACCUCCUGGAGGAAGACACCAGCACCCCUGAGGUGGAGAGCCAGGGACUGGACACCUCCUCCGGCACAUCUCAGGACAUCAGCCCCCGCCAGGCCGCCCUGCCAGAGGAGGAGGAGAGCGCCAGCACCAGCGAGGCCACCACCAGCGAGAGCGAGAGCAGCAGCACCCCAGAGGAAGAGGAAGAGGAGGAGAGCGCCAGCACCGCCAGCGACAGCAACAGCACCAGCCAGGAGUCCGAGGACGAGGAGAGCCAGAGCAGCGAGGAGGCCACGGCCACGCCUGGAGCCGCCGACAGCGACUCGGAUGAGAGCGACAGCGCCGAGAGCGACUCGGACGAGGAGGCGGCGGCGGGAACCGACGCCACUACCGACAUACCCGCCGUCAUCACCGCCAAAUAAGCCCCGCCCACCUAGGAAGUGGAGUUGUGUCACAUAAAGAGCUGCAUCCAGGUGCAAAGACCCCCCAACCUUCACUUUAUUCCACGGACGAGAAAGUUUUAUUGAUUCUAAUGUGUUCAACCGACAUCUCCGGGAUCGUUUGUGCAUCUUUCACGAAGCAGAAAUGUUUUCCUCUGGGUGUUAUUUAAAUAAACCGAUAACUCCUUCAUCCUGUGGUACAGUAGUCCUGGUGAAGCCCAUGUUUGAUCCCGCAGGGGAAAAUGAGGUUGAUGCAACUUUAUAGGAUGUUGAAAAACGACGACUGCUACCUGUAACAAGAGGCUCCUGACCUCCUGACCUCCCCUCCGUUACUGCAGGGCACAAGGUCAAAACUGGAAAACAACCACAAAGUUGACUCCUGAUAUCUACACUAGCACAACAAUGCAUGCAACCAUUAAUAAUAACUGCAAACCUACAAUGUUUUUUUGUGCUUAGUAAAUAAAGACAGAGAAAUGCAGAGUUUUUUUUUUAAAUACUUGUAAUCAUUUUGAGCAUAAUACAAUUUAAACUUGACAUGAAGCCACACACCUGCUGCCAGUGUGGCUUAGCUUACUUGCUCGCUAAUAUUAAAAUCUGCUGGUGUGGAUAAAAGGAAAACUCAGAACCAUCCGGUACAGGGUUCAAUCAGGUGUAGAUGCAGCACACGCAUACAUACAACACAGUCCUGUUUGAUUUGCACAGUUCCUACCUACACUACAUGUUGUUUGUCCCAUGUUGUUUACUGUAAUGUAUCAUAUUGUACCAUUUCUAAAAUAUUAAUAAAGUUCUUUUUCAUAAAAAGA
Molecule: messenger RNA, 2106 nt
Organism: Acanthochromis polyacanthus (spiny chromis)
Lineage: Eukaryota; Metazoa; Chordata; Actinopteri; Pomacentridae
Gene: spp1
Product: secreted phosphoprotein 1
Exons: 8
Coding region: 146-1285 (379 amino acids)
Biological process (GO): cell adhesion; ossification
Source: RefSeq, a predicted model, not a curated record